Pararge aegeria (speckled wood butterfly) is the source of this 4270-nucleotide messenger RNA. It is a transcript of the gene Vps26, whose product is annotated as vacuolar protein sorting-associated protein 26B-like. Bases 140 to 1588 code for a protein of 482 amino acids. Gene Ontology annotation, biological process: retrograde transport, endosome to Golgi; intracellular protein transport. The transcript has a single exon. The record is from RefSeq and is a predicted model, not a curated record. Gene Ontology annotation, cellular component: endosome; retromer complex. Lineage: Eukaryota; Metazoa; Arthropoda; Insecta; Lepidoptera; Nymphalidae.
UUCAAUCUUUCAGUCGCCUACGGAUUUGCGGGCGUUUCGUCGCCGAAUUUCAAUGUUUUGCUCAAAUAAAGCGUUAUUAUUCUGUUCAAAAGCAACGUAAAAAAGUUUCUCGUCAAUUGCGUAACAGUUAAAUGUGAAAAUGAGCUUUUUCGGAUUCGGACAGACCGCGGAUAUCGAAAUUGUGUUCGACGAUGCUGACAAACGGAAGGUUGCCGAAGUGAAGACGGACGAAGGUAAAAAAGAGAAGUUAUUGCUAUAUUACGACGGUGAGACUGUGUCGGGGAGGGUCAAUGUGACGCUGCGGAAGCCAGGAUCAAAGUUAGAACACCAAGGAAUUAAAGUAGAGUUGAUCGGACAAAUAGAGUUGUUUUAUGACAGAGGUAAUCACCACGAAUUCAUAUCUUUAGUGAAAGAAUUGGCGCGACCUGGUGACUUGCUUCAGCACACGUCUUACCCAUUCGAGUUCGCGAAUGUCGAGAAGCCUUACGAGGUAUACUCGGGAGCGAACGUCAGACUGAGGUAUUUCUUACGUGCAACGAUAGUCCGCCGACUUACAGACGUCAUCAAAGAGGUAGACAUAGCUGUUCACACACUAUGUAGCUACCCAGAUGUCUUAAACUCCAUAAAAAUGGAAGUUGGCAUUGAAGAUUGUCUGCACAUUGAGUUUGAGUACAAUAAAUCAAAGUACCACUUGAAGGAUGUCAUAGUAGGUAAAAUAUACUUCCUCCUUGUCCGCAUUAAGAUUAAGCACAUGGAAAUAUCAAUAAUAAAAAGAGAAACCACUGGUUCUAGUCCCAAUACGUUCACAGAAAAUGAAACUGUGGCCAAGUAUGAGAUAAUGGAUGGUGCACCAGUAAAAGGUGAGAGUAUUCCAAUAAGAGUGUUCUUAGCUGGCUAUGAUCUAACACCAACAAUGAGGGACAUUAAUAAUAAAUUUUCAGUAAGGUAUUACCUCAAUUUAGUCCUUAUGGAUACAGAGGACAGGCGCUACUUUAAACAGCAAGAGGUUAUUUUGUGGAGGAAGAGUGAUAAGAAUCGGUUGGCUUUACACAAUCCUCACCAUCCACAAAAUCUCACAUCAGGAAUCCCUCAAAGACAAUUAAGUGCAUCUAGCGAAGAAAACUCAACAAGGGGCUUGUCACCCACAAAACCGGAAAGUGCACUUCAGAGAUCUAUAUCCCCUGCAAUGCCCAAAAUAGAAGCAUAUAAUGGACCCUCUGAAAUGGAGCAAGAAGAACCUGACAUCCUACCUCCUAAACUAGCCAAUACACACAUUCAACACAAUGAACCGGAAAAACCAGACAUUGCGAAUGAUAAGCCAGUUGAACGACCAAAGGUUGCAGAGAAACCACUAGAUAAACCCCAGCUUGAAGAACCUGUUCUCGAAAUUGUGCCAGAAAAACCCCAGGUUUCCGAAAAACCACCUGUUGCAGUUAAACCUGCUGUAGAAAAACCGAUUAAGGAAAAAAUUGCAGUUGCCGAAAAACCAUUACUAGCAGAAAAACCACAAGCUGCAGAGAAGCCUUUUAUUGCCGAAAAGCCUGUGUUAUCGCGACCUGAAAGUGUGGAAGCCACCCCAAGUCAAUAGCCUAUAAUCAUAUGUGCGGUGACCAUGGCGGUUACCGACGAAAUGAACUGUGUGUUUUCAUACAUGAAAACUGUUGUUUAGAGAGAAAGUUUAACAAAACGGUACAUUUUUGCAGUUUGCUUAAAGUUAUUUUAAAAUGCAAAUUGAAUUAAUGAACCCAAAUCAACUAUAAAAUAGAGGGUAAGUAUUUAGUACAGUUUGUUAUAGAUGAAAUAUAGUAUAACCCUCAUCACCAAACUGUGAUUGAUAAGUUAAGAGCCCACGGUGCCUUUAAUGUAAUAUAUUGCAUAGUAAAUGUCAACCUUAGCUUACAGCUUAGUUGGGAGCUUGUUGAGUUGUGUAAGCAAUGUUAAUACAAGUUGGUAACUGAACCCCAAAUCUGCAAAAUGCAAUUGUGUUGUAGUGGAAUAUCAAUGACGAACAGUAACUAAACUUUCCAUUAUAAUUCAAACAUGAUAGCCAACAAAUAGUGGAAGAAUUUAAUUUGCAAUAAUUAUUGCAUACUUUGUUUGGCUUGCGAGCCUAGUAAAUACAACUUUACUUGGCCCACAAGGCAUGCAUAAAAUCUCUUGGUUUUUUCAAUACAAUUUUUUCUCAAUGAUUGACCACUGAGACACAAACAGUAAAAGCAGGUCCUGGGCUAGGACUUACUUCAUUCCUUUCUAUAAUAGGACAGGACCCAUUUAUUAUUCACUAAACAAAAGAACGAAAAAAAAGAAAAACAAACGCAACACAGUUUAAUAUAGCAACCAUCGUGAUCAUUUCCAAGCAACAAAUGGCGUAAAAGACAAAACAACAGAUGCAAAUAUCCUAACUACUAAAGUAACAAGUAAGGCUGAUUGUCUGUCUGUCAAAAUGAACUUGGUCAUGCUGUGUGCAGGCAGGGCAAUGACGGAUGGCUUUAUCUACAUCACUCUCCCUUUGCUGUGGUAGUUAGUUUGUUGUGUUGUUGGGAGUUUACGUUAUCGUUUGAAAUGUUGGAACUAUGCUAAACAUAUAUUGUCUCUUAGCUAACAAGUGAAAUGACUUCUACUCUCUUGUCAUGUUAUGUAAAAAAACAAAUGGUAGAAAACAAAAUCUAUUAAUAUUUCUAAAAAAAACUUAACACUAUUGAAGAUUUAUCAUGCAAGUUUUGUAUGAAAUCAUAAUUGCAGCUUGUUUUAUUUCCUAAAAAUGCAAAUUUGACUUGUACAGUAAGCUGAGUGAUAAAAUGCAACAGCCGGAGACAAAGCGGCUAAACAAUAAUCACAAGGUAUAAAGGUUUUCAAAUUACAUCAAAGUUUGGUGAUAGUGGAAAGGAUCAAAUAUAAUGUCAAUGUGAAGAAUUACUGUAUUUAGUAUAGUUUUUUACAAAACCCAUGUACCAAUAUUAUAUUAUAACAACUGCAUUAUAUUAUAUUAUAGAUUUAAAACCAUUGCACACUGGCGAGGCAGGGCUUUUUUUUAUAAAGUUCAAGCAAGUUCGACAGACUAUAUUCUUUUUGAGAAAUAAAUGCCUUUGAACUAAAAGAUUAAAUGCUCUGCCUCUUCUCUGUGUGGGCUGGACAUUAUUGGGGAACUUGAAAAUUAUGGCAACAUUAAUAAUGAAAUUUAUUUUAGGUAUUUUUUAUUUAACCAUUUAUUUUAUUAUUAACUUUCUUAAGAUACCUUUAUUUGCAAUGAAUUUCAUUUUAUAACUUAUAUUAACUACAAAACUAAAUUACACAAAAAACAUUAACUCUUAUAUUUCCGUGACUUUGUUUCCAAUUUAUCACAGUAUAUAACAGAGAUAUUAUCUGUACUCCUAGUACAAAUUUUGAAAACAAUGACAGUAUUUUAAGAGCUUCAUUCUUAUUAUUAAAUUAUUACACUUUAUUUUUAUGUUACUUUGACUUGACAAUAUAAACUAUUAUACUUAUCAAAGCCCUGUGCUUUACUUAUUGCUAUUUAUUAAGAAGGACAAACAUUUAUUUCUUUAUUCAUCAAAGGUUUAUUUUUACACCUAUUUGAUUGAGUAACAUUUUGUCCAAUGUCUUUAAACACAUAGGAAAAUCAUGCUAAUAAAUGAACAUUAGACAUUUAGUUAGAUGAUAGAAAAUGUCUUGAAGCCUGAUAAAAUAUUAUAGUGCCAUUAAUUUUAAUAUGAUUUAUGUAUAAACAGAAACCAGUUGUAUGCUAAAAUGUUUGACCUGAUAUCAUUGCCACACCCACAUAAAGUAUGAUAAAGUUACACUAUAGUACAUACAUAUCAACAGCUUUUGAUAUUUUUUAAACAUUCACUAUUGUGAAUUCUGUUGUAUGUAAAACUAAACUAAACUAAAUUUACAUAGCUAAAAAUAAUACUGUCUUUUUUUUUAUGAGAACCACUAUGAAAAUGACAGCAUUAUAUUUAGAUUUUGAACAACAGAAUCCGCACUAUUAUAAUAUAUAAGUUAUUAUAUAGUAUGUCUGCACUAUUAAAUGGUAGCUAAACAUGUUAACAAAUUUAACUUUGUACUAUCAGGGUUUUCUUCUUUUUAUGAAGUGGCUCACUAUAAAAUGACAGAUUUAGGCUGACUUCUCACCAUAGAUGUUUCUCUGGGCUCACAUACUUAACUCCCAUUCAUAGUUCUCAUCUCUCUAUUUCAAAAACAAGGCUUCUUUGAAAACAUUUCCACCUAAGCUAAGCUAUGAAUAAUAAAUAAAUUUAAAAAAUGUUCAAUA